Alligator mississippiensis (American alligator) is the source of this 5335-nucleotide messenger RNA. RefSeq lists its product as uncharacterized. The coding region runs from base 7 to 4950 and encodes 1647 amino acids. Lineage: Eukaryota; Metazoa; Chordata; Crocodylia; Alligatoridae. The transcript is spliced from 33 exons. The record is from RefSeq and is a predicted model, not a curated record.
GCUUCCAUGUUGGAAGGUGACGCCUGGAUUGGUUUGUCAAGGCAGCAGGAUGCCUGGAAUUGGAUUAGUGAACAUGGGGCUGAACUUAACUCCAGCUGGCUUUCAGAUAUUCAAAUGGAUCAACAUGGAUGUGCUCAGAUCAAGAAAGGAGGCAUACUUAUGGCAACUAAUUGUUCCACACACCUCUACUGGGUCUGUAAAAAACCAGCAGAUGUUGAUAUUUUCUUGGAGUAUCCUGGGCAUCUUUUGCUUUCUCUUGCUGAGAUGGCUCAGUACAAGACCCUAAUGGAAGCCAAGUUCUACUGUGCAAUGAAAGAGACGUGUACUGGAAUAAAUAGUUGGCCAUCCAGGUUUUCCCUUGUCUCAGGAACUGAAAUGGUGACUGCAACCAUUAGAAAUGCAGUUUACUUGAAAACAAGCUGUGUUUCUGGGCGAUAUGGAUAUGGAUGUAAGGAAGCCUGCCCUGACUGCCGUAAUAACCUACCUUGUAAUAGCUUGACUGGGAUUUGUGAUGAAAACACCCGUUGUCUCGCUCCCUUCAGCACAAGGAGUUGUGUAAUAAGCACAGUCAGUUUAAAAUGUCCAGAACUUGGUUGGCAAUACUGGAAUAGGUAUUGUUACUUUAUCCUUCCAGCUAAUUGGAAACCUUGGAAGGAUGCCAAUACUACCUGCAGUCGGUACAGAGGUGCUGAACUCCUUUGGUUUGAAAGUGUGGAAGAACUGACUUGGAUAACAGAAGUUGUGUUUGGAGAAACAUGGACAGGAUUGCAAGAUAUAAAUCAAGAUGGUAUCUGGGCAUGGGCACAUGAAGAUAGUGCAUCUAGUGUUUUGCCAUGGUUAGUCCUAAAAAAGAAGAAAAGACAGCGUAGAUGUGUUGAAUUGACAGCUGAUAAAUACGUGUCUGUAGCAGACUGUAACAAAGCCAAGGGGUGGGUGUGCAAGAAGGCAGCAGAACCAGAUCUUGACGUGUUCAUGGGCUUUUGGGAUACAGUAACAGUCUUUCCAACAUUGACAAUAUCUAAUAACUACACUAACCAUACACUGGCCAGAGAACAAUGUGUAAAGCAGAAACGUGGGUGCCUUGGCUAUAUGCUUUGGAGAGAUGCUUAUUUACUGAUACCUAACUCUGAAUUGGUUAUUGGUGGAUUUGCACCCAGUGUCACAUACCUAAAAUCAGCUUGUAAUGUUGGAUACUAUGGAGUGUCAUGUGAACAGGAAUGCUCACGUUGCUAUUGGGACAGGCCAUGCAAUAGCAUAUCUGGAGAGUGUGUGGACAGUGUUGUUUGUGCUGCACCAGAAGAUGUAGGGGCCUGUGAUUUAGGCAAGUACAGCUUGAAAUGUCCUCUUGGUUUUGGCUGGUGGUACAGGAAUGGAUGGUGCUACCUUAUAGAAGGCAACAGAAAUUUGAGCUGGAUGGAAGCCAGGCUGUUUUGUAGCCAUUUUAAAGGAACAAGUCUAUUGAAGCUGGAAUCCUCUGCUGAAAAGGACUGGCUGCAAAAGAUGAUAAAAUGGCCUGUGUGGAUAGGAAUGAAUAGGGCGACAUCAGACUCUGCGUGGCAGUGGAUAGAUGGAGCAACAGCUGACACCUGGAUAAAGGUUCAAGGAAAUGCAACUGCAAACUGCGUUGCUGUUUGGUAUAAUGAAACGACUUUACGAGGAGUUGAUUGCCUUUCAAAACACAAUUUUGUGUGUAAAAGAAGAGAAUCUGAAAAUAUGUUUCAGUUUUAUGCUGGCCACAUCAUAAUGCACAGUCAGAAUGCGAUUCCAAAAGUGCACUCUUCCCUUAAAUCUGCUGAAAAUGCUUGCCUGUAUGAGAGAACACACUGUACUGGAAUAGUCUAUUCAAAGAAGCAGUAUCACUUGGUUGGUGGAACAGAAAUAUUUAGAAGUUCUUAUAAAGCUGACUCAUUAUACCUUAAAACUGGUUGCCACCCAGGUUAUUAUGGCUCAGACUGUCAGUCCACAUGCCGUCCGUGUGACAGGGGUCUUCCUUGUAACGGUGUUACAGGACACUGUGUGGGAACUUCCAGUGUUACUUGUAGCUUACAGUCUCAAGAUCCACAGUGCUCCCCUGGAGAAGUUUCCAGGCAGUUGUGCCCACAGGGGCCUGAGUGGCACUAUUUUCUGAAGACGUGUUACUACAUAGAAGACACCAAAACUAAGACAUGGAGUGAAGCAAGAAGAGCAUGUCAGGGUUUUAAAGACACGGACCUUGCUAUAAUUACAGACAAUGUAGAAAAGACUUGGAUACAAUUUAAAGGAGAGAACAGCUGGAUAGGUAUGACCUAUAAGAAAGAAGAUUCCCUGUACAUGUGGGUUGAUGGCAAACCUGCACAUGCUGAAAGUGCAUGGGUCAUCAGAACAAACAGGAGACAUAUGCUUGUCAAAGAAGACUGUGUGGUUGCCUUCAAGCAUUAUUUUUCUCCCGCACAUUGUUUCUCGCUGAGAAAAUGGAUAUGCAAAAGGAAGGAAGUUCUUAACUACUUUACAGUGCAUGAGGGGAGAGUGUUAUAUAGCCCUUAUGUACCAGCAUCAAAUAUUUAUAACAACGUAACGGCCGCCAAAGAUGCUUGCUCCCAUCUACAGAACUGCACUGGAGUAGUGGUUGUGGGAGAGCACAACAUUGUACAAAGUGGAACAGAACUCUAUAACAGCAGGAACAGAACUGUGAAAACCCUUAUCAAAUCGGAUUGUGUCUCUGGAAGGUUUGGGCCUCUCUGUGAGCAUGAGUGCCCACCCUGCCAGCAGGGAGUUUCUUGCAAUCCCCACACAGGAAAGUGUGGGGAUACAGUGUUUUGUACUACAGAGAGUAGCAGUAUCCCCUGUGAAAAAGGUUCUUUGUUUGGCGGGUCAUGUCCUGUUGAAGAUGAAUGGCAGUACUGGCAAGGAAGCUGUUACUAUAUCCCCAGAGCAAAGAGGCAAAGCUGGCAGCAUGCAAGAGACCUGUGCAGGCGUUACAGGGACACAGAUCUUCUGUGGCUAGCACGUCCAGAGGAGAAGGAAUGGCUGUUCUCUAAAGUUCCCAAAGCAUCUUUCUGGACAGGCCUUUAUGGGGUUAGGUGGUGUUCAGUUUUGAAGUGGUCAAACAGUCAAAUCCCUUUUGCACGCUCAGCAUGGUUGUCUCUACACAAGUGGACUGUAACUGCCAAGUGCUGUGUGCAGCUGAAUGCUCUGAAGGGCCAUUUGGCAGCUGUUUACUGCUUUCAGAAAGCCCCGGGGAUUUGUAAGAGAAAAGAAGAAGGAAUGAUCGAUUUCCAGGAAUUCCAAGGAUAUUAUGUGGUUGGCACCUAUACAUCAAACUCUUCCUACCAGUCAUCACUGGAAGCUGUACAGCUCUGUAGAUUUCAGCGAAGCACUUGCAAUGCCGUUGGGACGAUCAAAGGAGAAUACAGAACUAUGUUUGCCACCCGGCUUCUGCUCAUCAGUGGAGCCCUUGGAGAUGAAAGUGCUGUUUAUAUAAAAUCGGCCUGUGCCUCAGGAUACUAUGGUCCAGAAUGCCAGGGUAGUUGCACCUGUAAUAAAAUUGAAAACUGCAACCCUUUCACUGGAGAAUGUGCUGAGUACUUACAGUGUUCAGAGAAAUAUGUGGCACAACAGUGCCAAAGAGGUGUGGUCAGUCUGAAGUGUCCAGAGAACCCUGGGUGGUGGUACUGGAAUGGCAGGUGUUAUUAUAUAGAAGAAACUAAUAGUUCAACCUGGCUAGAAGCAAAGAAUUUCUGCACUGCCUAUAAUGGCACUGAUCUCCUUGUAUUGGACAGUGCAGAAGAAGAGGCCUGGAUCACCUCUGUGUUAAACAAACCUGCGUGGAUUGCCUCAGUGGUUUCCUUGCAAAGGGAUAAGGAAAACACGGGCAGGAAGAAUCAGCAUAUUUUGGUAAGCCACACCAAAAAUACCACUUUGACCGCUUGUGAUCAGCUAACUGCGAAUGGGAGCUUGAACCAAAUUAACUGCUCAUCCUCAGCUUCCUGGGUUUGUAAGAGAAAUGAAGGUAAUGGCAUUUUUUGGAAAUACCCCAGAAUGCUGCUCCUGCAGCCGCUAGGAGGAUUAACAUACACAUUCUUGGAGGUUGCAAUGUCAGCCUGUAUCAUAGCAGCUGAUUGCUCUGGAGUAACUUACUGGGGGCAAAGUUACAUACCUGUCAGUGGUAAAGAGCUGAUCUUCAACAGAAAAAGAAAUGUUGCUGUGUACCUGAAAAGUGCUUGCAGUGAAGGACGGUAUGGUAUGUAUUGCCAACAGAAGUGCCCACGCUGUCUCAGCCAUACAACCUGCAAUAGAAUCACAGGGUUGUGUGAUGGUGCAGUGACUUGUCACGAAAUUAAGAAAUUAGAGCUUUGUGAAUAUGACCUUACAAGCAAGAUGUGUUUCCCCUUUUGGAAAUACUGGAAUGGAAAUUGUUAUUAUAUUCCUCCUUUUGGGGCACUGAAUAAGAGUGGAGCAGAAUUUAUGUGUGGUCAAUACGAAGGGUCCCAGCUGUUAAAAUUACAAGAUGCAGAAGAACAGAGGUGGAUUGCUAAAGUCAUCUCUAAGAAAAGCUGGUUACUCAAGCUGAGCCAUAAUCUCCAGUCCAAAACCUGGAUCAUGCCUGGUAGAGACACCGAAGUGCCUCAUUGGGGUUUCCAAGAGGCUCAGGAUUUGUGUAUUCAGAUUGAACCUGUAAAUGGGACCUUGAUUUCAUCUCCCUGCUCAGAACUGGCUUCGUGGAUUUGCAAGGUCACACCAGUUCCCGGAGCACAGGAUUCCAGUUAUAUUUGGUGGAAAUCGUUGGUCCUGUCAUUUUUUGUUUCAGUUCUCGUAGUUUCUGCUAGUGUGCUUGUUACGUAUAAAGCUGCCCGUUGGAGAAGAGCAGUGUCUCUAGAAAAGGGCAAUGAUGAGGCUGAGCAGAAGAGUGAAUCAGAGGAGAGAAAAGGACAAGACAGCCCUCGAUCCAGAAGAAGCAGCCCCUCUAAUUAGGGUGCAGUGACAGCAGACCCACCCCGUCCUUCCUAGUAAGAAGGUUUGGCUUUGAGAAGAAGUUUGAGUUAAGGAAUACAUGCAUGGAAUCUGAGAGCCCAUUAACAGACACAAAAGUAUUUAACUUACAAGUUGUUGAAUGUCUUAAUUGACUUUUAUUAGUGUUUCUGUACUGUCUCUGAGCCCCCACAGUCUCAAGUGACUCCAUCUGUUAGAAGCAAUAUCUGUCUUUGCAUGUGUUGGCACUGCCAUUUCAUCAAAGCAGAAUAUACCUAGAAUAUGACUAAUCUAAAAUAUGUCCUUAAAUCAUUUUGCAUUUCACUCAGAGAAGUGUUCAUCUGUGUUUUUCUUUUUUGUGGAAUAGUUCAAUAAACUCUAGAAAAUA